CCCAAGAAGAGGCGGAAACACAAGGCCAAGGAGAUGCGGAAGUCACUUCCGAGAAGGCUGGAGAGGGUGCUGGCGACAUAGUCGUUUUUCCGAAGAACUUCGGAGAUCCGGCGGACACCACUUCCACCCCCAAGGCGUAUGCCACCAAGUUUUUUAACAAGCUGACUGAGGCGGAGAAGUGGGAACUUGAACAAGACCUGCUCAACGCCAUGCUGAACAACGCCUGGGGGAAGCCGGAUUCCAGGACAUCGGAGAUUCAGGACUUCAAGAAAAACAUUGGCCAGUUCUGCGAUCAACUUAUCUGCAAGCAAAAGGAACAGCAGGCGCUGCACUACGAGCUGCACAAGAACAUUGCCCUGCAGCGCCGCGUUACUCUGAGUCAGGCGGAAAAUAUCCGGACCCUGAAGGAUGAGAAUGCGGAACUGGCUAAACAACUGGCAGACGCCCAAGGCGCAUCCUCCUCCCUUGCAACAGCUUCGACUGAACUUGAGAACCUGCGCUCCUCGUACCAAGAAUUGGAGACGAAGCUAAAGGAGGCGGAACUUAAGAGGGAGCAGGCCGAAAAGCAGCUGGCGGAGAAAAACUCCGAGCAUAUCAGGGAGAAGGGCGAGCUGGAGCUGAAAAAGAAUGCUGACAGCGAGACCAUCAGGAGGCAGCAAAAGGAGCUCAACGGACUCCGGAAAUUCAUGGAGACAGCGGAGCAGCACUGGGACUUGCUCAAUGAGAACAUCUUGGAGCCGCUUGGGUACCCGGAACAGCGCCGGAAUUUGUUCCCACGAGACGAUCUUCUGCAACUCGCGGGUGAUGACUGCAAGGAUCUCAUCUCCGCCUCCCGCAAAAUAUGCCAUAAUUUGAACAUCAAAAGGAGCCGCACUUGUGACGUGCGCAAGCUUAUUGGUAAGAUGGACGUUCUGCGGAGCUGGUGA
Lolium perenne is the source of this 926-nucleotide messenger RNA. The record is from RefSeq and is a predicted model, not a curated record. Lineage: Eukaryota; Viridiplantae; Streptophyta; Magnoliopsida; Poales; Poaceae.